AUGGAUGUUGACUAUCCCGGAUGCCCCCUUCGCUUGUACGACUUCUCGACCAACUCAGUGAAGCAUAUGAAGAAAUACACAAUCGAGUGUGAAGGCGUCCCGGAGUAUCAUAUCGUCUCGCACGUCUGGGAUCAACCCACUCAAGCUGCUUUCUACGAGUACAACGCCAGUGGCCCAAGGUCCUUCGACAUUCCUGGGGCUGAUUGGAAGGUGCAGUUCUCGUCUCCCGACAAGUGGGAUGCCAUCCGAAAUUUUUGUAGGCAGAGGGACGUUCGAUGGCUUUGGAUGGACGUCCUGUGCGUUCGACAGUGCGCCGACGACGCCCCGGACCAGCUGCGCGAGAUCGCCGCGGUCGAGAAAGCACGCGAGAUGGAGAACAUGGGCACGUACUAUCGGCAUGCGAAGGCGUGCAUUGUUGUGCCGGCCGCUGGACGCAAAACCAUGGAGAAGUACCGCUCUCUCGAGGUCAUAUAUGACAUGAUCACUAUGCACGAGCCGGACCUUGCAACCCGAGCUGACAAACUCUGGGAUGGCGCGAAGCUCCUUGUCGGCGCCCUUGCGGACUCGUACUUUUGGCAGGCUUGGACUUUUCAGGCGUUGGUACUGUCUAAGCAGUGCUUCUUUACCGACGGGACAGAACUGGACCUCGAUAAACUGCAUCUCCUCGUGAAGUGGUAUCCUGGACGCUUGGAUUCGCUUGCGCAGUUUAGGCCGGGGAAAUUCAAUAGGCAAGAAAUUGAAACAGCGAAAGCGUAUGUGGAAGACCUUGGCAUGCAAUGGAGCAUCCGAGACGAUCUACGCGUGAAUGGUCACGUCAACAUUCUCAAGCUUCUUACCUACACCGCGCGCAGGGAAUCCAAAUAUCAUAUUGACCUCCUCUUCUCGUUGUUUGGUCUGCUCAAGGACGUCGAGAAAGUGCGUAUCGAUCCACGCGCGAUGGUUCUGCCGUUGGUCUUCCAAGGUGCCGACUCGAAAAUCUCCCGCGACAUCUGGAGGAGUAUUCUCAAGAAGGCGGUCGUUUCUGGCGAUAUGUGGCCGCUUUUGAACGACUUUAUUGAUCCUCCGCUUAAUUUCGGCGAUAAACCUCACUCCGGGCUUCACCUUGAGACGUUCUCAACUGUAAAUAUCAACUCCGGAGGUAUCUUUCACGUGGGCCCUGGCGUAAACCUGGAUGUUCGUCUGGUGGGUACGGUGGUGGACGCAUCUGACGACUUUCAAGGAAUGAACACCUCGAACGACGUGUUGCGCAUGGUGUCCAAGAUCUACGAGUGCUCUACGUGGGGAUUCGAUUGUGGGCCCGCUGUGAGGCAGCUCGUGCUAGCGGCCAAGGACGACCCGGAUGCGCAGGGACGGCCUUUCCUCGUCAAUUUCGAAUGCGAGCACGUUAUCAAUGCCGCGUUUACAGAGUGUUCUGCGGAAGUUUGUAACAUGCAUUUGACUUCUAAAGUGAUGGUCGACCGCAUUUUCCGCGGCGGGAAGGCGUCCGGCGGCAUUACCUCAGGCAACCACCGUGUCAUUGUCAUCCAGCCAGAGGGUGAAGAAUACUCGCAGGCCUUCGUGGCGAUUGCAUGGAUCAAUCCAUACGAGGAGGUGAAGGGGGCAUCUGUUUUUGAUGUCACGACCGAGCCGAUCGAGAACGUGAAACGGUGGGUGGUUGCAAACGAGGUGAGGUCGGGGAUGGUCCAGAAGAUCGGGUCCGUAGCGGCUUGUGCGGUAACGUGGAGUGUCUCGAGCAAGCGGGUGAAUAUUCAGUAUUCGUAG
Molecule: messenger RNA, 1761 nt
Organism: Coniophora puteana RWD-64-598 SS2
Lineage: Eukaryota; Fungi; Basidiomycota; Agaricomycetes; Boletales; Coniophoraceae
Exons: 2
Coding region: 1-1761 (586 amino acids)
Source: RefSeq, a predicted model, not a curated record